This is a messenger RNA of Trematosphaeria pertusa, 1235 nucleotides long. RefSeq lists its product as uncharacterized. Lineage: Eukaryota; Fungi; Ascomycota; Dothideomycetes; Pleosporales; Trematosphaeriaceae. The transcript is spliced from 2 exons. Bases 495 to 1034 code for a protein of 179 amino acids. The record is from RefSeq and is a predicted model, not a curated record.
GCUUGUUUUGAGGGCAAAGGCAAAUUGCUCUCCGGGCCGUGAGCCAUCACGGAUGAUCUAUUUCGAGAAGGUAAAUUUUGCAGGGCGAACAUAUUGGUGCAGUGCUGUCCUAAGAAGGAGAGGCGUGCGGCGACGAUGAGACCCUUUUGACCAGACCAGAGACCGGGCCGUAAGGCACGGUCACUGCGGAAUCUACUUUAAGCCGCGCCUCAUCCGGGUGGAGGUGGCUGGUGCGUUCAGGCAUCAUGCGACAUCUCAUCUGCGUACAGAUGCGAAUCUCUGGCUCUACUCGAUACGGCUAUGAGGCUCUCGCGUGGAAGCGGCUGUAUCUCCGCGAAUGCAAGACACCAUGUCCGUUCUAUGCUUCUUGGACAACUGACGCAACCUUCUUUAGACGACAUGUCCUCAUCGUCUACGCAUUUCUCUGAAGUCCAGGCAAUUAUUCGAUGCUUUCUGGGGGCUCGCUCCCCCACGAAGUCACUUGAAAGAACGCCAUGUCAUAUACUUUACGGAAAGUUUCUCCUCGCACAAAAACAUUUCGGUAUGCCGCCGAGUCCACAAAAGCGAAUAGAGAGGCAGAUUCAUGCGUCGGAGGGGCAUGCUUGGGGCAAGCCACUCGCUCGAUCUCCCGCGGCGUGGGUCUCUCUGCACACCCACGACGCAAUAUCUGCAAACCAUGCACGCAUGGGCCACGACAGGCGUCCAAAGCAACAUCCAUUGGAGCGCGGAUGACCUCCCGCGGACCGAUGCCUGUGGAUCUGCAUGGACAAGGCAGAUGCGGACCAAGGUCUCUUUCAGCCGACGCCAGGUACCUCGCCAACCGUCCCCUUCUGUUGGCCGCAGUUGGCUCAGCGAUAUUGAUUGUUGUCAAUCUUGAGGUACGGCGGGCGCAUGUUGCCUCAGUCGAGCAGUGCGGAGGGAGAGUGCUCGCUUCAUCUGGCAAUGUGUCCGAUAGACGGCGUAGGCGAGCGGUCUACGGACGCCACCAGCUGCCGCUGCUAGCAGGCCGCCCGACCCCAGAGGCAUGGCAUUGAUCUCAUCGUCCCGCAAUCAGCGGUUCGGCGAGGCCUUGCGGGCGCUCGGCUACGCCCACUUAACCAGGCGCACGCAAUUAAGGGGAGCAGCGCGCUGGGAAAUUUCCCCGUUGGCCAACGUUUCGGACAGAAUGGAAGAGCUGUUGCAACCGCCGCCGGAGGGGCCGCAGUGUGCUGGGAGACGGGCAUGAUGGCGAGCCA